AGUUCUUAGGUGGAAUGAUAGAAGAAGAGGUGGCUAUAAAUACGGAUUUCUCUUCAGGUUAACUUGUAUAGUAAGUAACCUUAAGACAACAGCGAACGAAUCCAAAAUGAAGACAUCGAUUUUCGUGACAACGAUUGCACUUGUUGUUAAUGUUUGCUGGGCCCAGGAGCCUUUUGCGAAAAAAGCAAAAUAUCAAGACGAUCAAGAUUCGCAAUACAAUCGUCCUGAACCACUGCCGCAACAACAGAGAUACGAACAACCAUCGAACGAAAGGCAAAGGCCCUUGGAAUACACGAGCCCGAUUCCCAUCAUUCGGUUCGACAAAGAACAGGGGCAGGACGGAAGUUAUAAGGCAUUAUGGGAAACUGGAAACAAUAUUCUUGCUCAAGAAGAAGGCUAUUUGAAAGAUUUGGGACCUGAUCCGGAGAAAGAAGGUGAAGAGUUGAGGGGACAGGUUCAACAAGGAUCUUACACGUAUACGUCGCCCGAAGGACAAAUUAUAACGGUCACAUAUUUAGCCGAUGAGAAAGGAUUUCAUCCAAGCGGGGAUCAUUUGCCGACCCCACCACCAGUCAGCCCGGAAAUACAAAAGGGUCUUGAUCUAAUAUUCGCCGGUAUCAGAGCGCAAGAGGAGGAAGAUGCCAAAAAUCCUCCAAAAGACGGAAGUGAUAUAAAUCAGAUCCCAGGUGAAGACGACGGUCAGUACAAACGCUACGAAAAAUUGUAGAAAUCGAAACUUUUAAAACUUUAAACGGUACUGUGAUUAGCCUUUUUACAAUAAUAUGUUUAAUGUUUAUUAUAUUUAAGUCACCAAGUAUUUGUGUGGUACAUAUAAUUACAUGUAUUUUUGGUCACUGAGAGCUUAUAAUUAAUUUUAAACUCUCUACUCCUAUGUGUACAAAUGUUAUUUGCAAUAAACGAUAUAAACAUUUAAA
Molecule: messenger RNA, 935 nt
Organism: Agrilus planipennis (emerald ash borer)
Lineage: Eukaryota; Metazoa; Arthropoda; Insecta; Coleoptera; Buprestidae
Product: endocuticle structural glycoprotein SgAbd-2-like
Exons: 4
Coding region: 107-727 (206 amino acids)
Cellular component (GO): chitin-based extracellular matrix
Molecular function (GO): structural constituent of chitin-based larval cuticle
Source: RefSeq, a predicted model, not a curated record